Molecule: messenger RNA, 6987 nt
Organism: Xyrichtys novacula (pearly razorfish)
Lineage: Eukaryota; Metazoa; Chordata; Actinopteri; Labriformes; Labridae
Source: the annotation of a GenBank genome assembly
GCUCCUGUGGGUGAGAGUGUCAGCUGACCACACGGGAAAUUUUGUCAACGAAACUAUCGGGUGCAGCUAUGUCCUGCAUUAGUGAUCAAUUUAUUGAUGGAUUACAGCGUUUGGACCAUGUUCUAAAGUCGGAUUGUUUUUAAAGCAUUUUACAGCACUCGUACGCCUGUGUUUGAGUAUACUGAGUUGGUAAGUUGGUCUUUUUUCUUUUACUAAGAAGAGCGUUCGUAACGUCGGGUCGCUGUUAUAACACUCGCACUAGUAUCACGUUUGUUAUGAUGCUAACGUGAGCCAGUCGGCUUUAAAGCUGUGUUACUUCUUCUAAAUUAUCCAACACCGGGUAUCAUCACUAUAUAUCCCCAUUAUCUGUGCUGGUAUCUAACGAGUACUUGGAGGAUAUGUCACAGUAAAUAUAUCAUUUUGAGACCGUCACUUGCUAGUGAAGCGAUGUUAGCAGCGUUAGCCGACACCUGAAAUCCCCUUUAAACACCUCUAAGCAGAAAGAAUUAUGAUUAUGAUCGAUCAUAAGAAAGACUCAGGUUUGGCUCUUAAGUGCUUUGCUUGACGUUAACAGCCGAGCUCAUGUAAGGAAGCUCUUGCUGAUAUUGAUGUUAUGUCUUUGUAAAACUUUAGCUAAGGAAGAAAAGUUUGAGUAUUUUGUCAGCUGUUAACCUGUUGAAUGGGAAUUACUUUAUUAUGACAGAAAAAUAGUUUUACUGUUAGAAAUAAGAGCACUCCUUGAAACAGCACGCAUAGCUGAUAAAGCAGCUAAGCUGGUUACAUAAUGUUGCACACAGAAAGCUGUGCCUGGUGUUAAAGUCAAGCAUAGAUCUCAUUCACUUUUAUAUCUCAGUAAGAGGACUUUUCUUUCAAAAUGAAGGUUCUUAUGUAAAAAAAAAAAUCUUUCUUAACUUAAGAAAUAUUAUACAAACUUGUUUCCCUAAACUGAGUUGUGUCCCUUCAGGUUGUGACACCAUGCUAGCCACAGUGACUGCUGUGGUUAGGUUUGCUCAAUACAAUGGCAGUGUUACACCCACACCUCUGGAGAACACAUCAGCAUUCCCCACCUGGCAACCUGAUACUGAAAGUAACAUCACCAAACCUCACAAAUGCCUUCAGGUCCUGUAUGAAGAUGUUGGAAACUCCAGGUAAAAAGACAUUGCAAAGAGUUCUUGGUGUUUGACAUGUGUGGUGAAGUGCUGGAAAUACAACAUGGAAAUCAAUUAGUAACCGUUCAAAGUGAAUAUCAAGCAAAUAGAUAAAUGACAUGGGAGACAUGGGAGUGUUGCAGCUUAACUUAAGUGUUCUGGAAAGUUCCACAAUGUCCUCUCUGUAUCUUUACAUCUAUGUUGGUCUUAGGGUGCGGUUCUGGGACAUAUUCCUGCUUGUGCCUAAUGUGGCCUUCUUUGUGUUCCUGAUGUGGAAGCUGCCUUCAGCCAGGGCAAAGAUUCGACUCACCUCCAGUCCAAUCUUUGUCACCUUUUACUUGCUGGUAGGUCAAACUACAGAAACACCCAAAAAGUGUGUUCAAACUGUGAUCUCUAGCCUCUAACAUGUUGGCAUGUUACAAUUCAAUAAAAAGUUUCAGUCAAUAACUUCAGAUGAUUUAAUCAGACUAUGGUAAAACAUGAUUGAAGGUGCUUUAGAUUUCUCCCAACAGUCUGAAGAGACGGUGUAUACUGGAAUAGCUUUCACUUUUGAUUUAUUCUUUAAAACAUUCAAACAGCCUUGUAGAAAUAUUUUUAGUUCUUUGUUUUUAUUUUAAGGUCACACUUAGUUCAUAAAUUUUGCGGGUGGAAUUUCCCUACUCUUCAAAUUUCACAACAACUGUAUCUUUUCAACCAUUCUUAUGAUUAUGACCUGACUCAAGGCUCUAUAGAUAGGAGGAUAUCUCAGCUCAGUAAUACUUGACAAGGCUAUAGGGAAGGAAGUCUGUGCAUUGUUUGUCCCCAGUGUGGAGCUGUGCAUUGUUGCUGAUGGCUAUCCUACCCCAGCAUAUGUUUUUAUUGUACUCAGAGGACUGGUCUAACAUGUUGUACCCUGCACUUCUUAGGUAUUUGUUGUAGCAGCUGUUGGAAUCACUCGGGCUGUAGUGUCCAUGACCGUCAGUGCGUCCAGUGCCGCCACCAUCAUAGACAAAGUAAGGGGCGCAUCAAGCAUGAUACACAUUUUUGUAAUUCUAAUGAGUAUGUUUGAAAAUUAAAUCAUUCAUUUAUCUUUACUCCCAAUGUAACAGAUAACUAGCCUCACCAUCAUUGUAUCACUUAUUCCCCUCUGAAAAGACAUUGUAUGUGUGGUUAAAGCUGCUAACUGUUUCCACCAGUGGCAAACAGUAUUUCCCAACAGCUUUUACAUUGAACAUAUAGGAAAUGACACAUAAUUAAGAUCUCUUCUUUUGCUCCUCAUUUGAUAUUUUUUCAUAACACCAGUUCUAAAGAUAGGCAAUUUUUUAAUGAAACUCAUAUUCCAUAUCCAACCAGAUUUGGUUGUUAAUUUAAAAUGAAAAUAUAUCAUUAUUUUAUUUUUACUUAAUAGUAUUGUUAAAAGUUCAUUUGAUAUUUUGUAACAGUGCUUAUGGACAUUAUCCUGAAUAGUAGAUUAAUGUUUAAAAAAAGAUGAAAAACAUUAACUGUGAAUACUUUUGAAAUAUCACAGCUGUUAUAUAAUGCUGUGAUAUAGUUUGAUGCUUCAGGAAUGUAUACGUUUAGAAUUACUUCUCACUUCCUCAAACUUGAAACACACUUAGGGCUUUACUCAUCACAUGAUACUGAUGUUAACAUGUGAUUCCAAUAAUUUGUAUCCCAGUGGAGGUGAAUCCUUACGAAUCAUCCAUAGGAAAUAAAAAAGCACCUUAAAGCAGAGACGGAUUAUAGUUUUUGAAGCUUAAAUUCAUCUUACAUACUGUGAUAACCAACACCCGAUUUUUUUCCCAGUGUUUUUGUAUUUUUCAAUAUUUGGUGUGGUUGAAAUGAGCUUCAACAUGACUGUGUUGUUUGGCUUUUAUGUCCAGAAGGAAAAGCAUGUCUGACAUUCCUCACAUACCAGACAGAUCUCUGUAGAGUUACCACUGAUGACCCACUGUUCCCACUACACACUGCCAUGGCUACUCUGCUUGAAAGAGAGAGAGAGAAAAAAAACAAGCAAUUAUGUAAUACUCUGGAGUGUGACCUGUCCUGUGGAGUUUGCAUAUGUUCUGGAUCAAUAGGUGUUAUAAAACAGCCUCAGUCUGCUACUGAGGAUUCUCGUCAUGUCUGUUGUCUCUUUAGGUGCUGUGGGAAAUCACCCGUUUCUUUUUGCUGGCGAUCGAACUCAGUGUCAUCAUCUUGGGUCUGGCUUUCGGUAAGUUUGUUUGACUUUUUUCAGUUCUCCUUUACUGAAUAAGUCAACCACUAUGAUGUUUGCAUGAGUCUUUUCACAUGACUCAUUUGUUUCAAAAUUUCCUUUUAUUUUCAUUUUCCUCUGCAGUGAGUCUAAAAAUGAAUGUGACUCAACAUUUGUACAUCUUUUUGUGUUUUAUAAUCCUCUGUGUUCAUUCAUUUAUCAGGUCACUUGGAGAGUAAAUCCAGUAUAAAGCGUGUGUUGGCUAUCACUGCUGUGCUGGCUCUGGGUUACUCCAUCACACAGGUAAUGUCAUAUAAUAUUCAGAAACUCAGUGGGCAUUAAACAGUGUGAAAUUUUGGGGAUUUUCUCAUUGUGCAUGCAAGUGAAGCUCAAAUAAACGGGUAUUCAUCUUUAUAGGGCACACUCGAGAUCUUGUACCCAGACAGUCACCUGUCUGCUGAAGACUUUAAUAUCUACGGUCACGGAGGACGCCACUUCUGGUUGGCCAGCUCCUGCUUCUUCUUCCUUGUAAGUGUUGCAGCUGUGCAACAUAAUGAACUGUUGCCAGGUAAUGAUAAAUGAUGUCUAAUGAUCUUUUCUUUUCGCAGGUCUACUCUUUGAUUGUGAUUUUGCCUAAAACUCCAGUGAGAGAGAGAAUAUCUCUUCCAUGUAAGUUGCAGAUUUCAUUGCAGUUAAGACCCUCAGUUAUAUGUAAGAGGUCCAGUGAUGAGCAUUAUAUUCCAUGUAGUUAUGAUGGAAUUUGAAAUGUUGUACUUCAGGCUGUAAUGCAUGCUUAAAAUGGCUUUUUACUAAUGACCAUAUGACUGAUUUUUUUUCUUUUUUCGUCCAGCCAAGAGGAGUUUCUAUGUGUAUGCUGCCAUCCUGUCUGUACUGAACCUGGUCCAGGGCCUGGGCAGCUCCCUACUGUGUGCUGGAGUCAUAGAGGGACUCUGGUCAGUAUAAAAUAAUCAACUCAGAUGAUUCUGUGUUUUGGUGGAGCCACUGAAGUUCAUUUGAGUUUAUGUGAUCAGAUGAGGACAUAACAGAUGUUUUUAUUUUGGACUGAACUCUCUUUUGCCAGAAAUCUGUUGAAUUGUGGACUCUGUUGACCCUUUUGUCCUGCAGCUUUCAUAAGAGUGUUAAUGCAAUCUCAAACAUAGCAAACACUGUUUUGUACUUCCUAAACCAGCUGUGUCGAUGUCACCACCUUCCUCUACUUCUCCGCCUUUGCUCCGCUCAUCUAUGUCACAUUCCUCAAGGGCUUCUUUGGGUAUGUAUGAAAAAUCAUACGAAGUGCACAGAAUACCUGCGUUUGUCUUCCUUUAUUAUACAACUUUUUCCUCUCCACAGCUCAGAGCCGAAGAUCCUAUUUUCCUAUAAGUCACAGAUGGAUGAACCAGAUGAAAGUGAUGUCCACCUCCCGCCGACCAUUGCUGCAACUCUUGGUCGAAAGGAGAUGACAGACCAGGGCCUGUACUAUUCCUCCACCCAGAUCGACGGCUCAGGUCCAGGCAGCUCCCGUGUGGUCGGAGCAUACCUGGAUGAUGUGGCCUCUGGUCCCUAUGGGUCCAGCAGCAUAAACAGUAUUGAAGCUGAUCGCUGGAGACCUAUCAAUGUAUGAAUCAGUAAGGAGGAGGAAGGACAGGAAGAGGGGGACUUAAAGCGGUUCAUGAUGUGAUGAGGUUUGUUGGUUGGGAAUUUGAAGAGCCGGCCAAAAAUUGCAGAGCAAUGUUGUGAGACACUGGGGAAGGGUUAUUUUGGUCUUUCUUUGACAUCAGGAAACUUUUGAGUGGACACUUAAAGAGAGGCCUUUGCUAACAAAUGAAACUGAGGAUUAUAAAUUAAGCAAAGCUUUUGUAACACUGUCGCCAGAGUGCACUGCUGCUGUAGCUUUAGCACAGUAGGAGUACUGUCCUCCUACUGCAGCCUCCACAGACCCUGUAUUGAUUCAGUUCCUCUCAAGUGUGGGGACUCUCCAACUUUUUGCAACACGUUUUCUGUCAUUCCAGCAUCAUGCAUCAAGUGAUUAACCCCAAAUGAAGUUUAGUGGUGUUUGAAUUACACCACAUCUGAAGACUCAUUCUUUUGAUGACACUCAACAUCUUUACAUUCCUACUGCAGGCUUUGAGAAACAAUGUCUCAGUUGGCUUUGUGGUCUGCUGCUGUCUGUGUUAUAUUUUAACACAGCUGUCUAAUCUUUUUUUUGUUUCUGACUCACCGUGCCUCUCUUCAGCACAGGGCAUUGUUUUAUUUGUCCCUUUAAAGCAGGUGCUGUCCUUGCUGUGAGCAGGCAAAGAGUUUUGAAAAGGUGUGUCACUAGCUCCUAAACAGAGGCGUUGGAUUCAUAUUUAAGAUCACAAAGCGUCUGUGAGGCUCCUCGCUAGGUUUGACUCACACAGAAGAACAAAUCACUGCGAUUUCUUUCCUUUUCAGUUUCUUAUUCUAAUGCAAGAUUGAACAUUCCUGCUACUGAACGCACAUUCAAUUUCUUCAUAAUUUAUAAGGAAUGUGAUUUUUGUUAUUUUGAAUGUGAUUUGAACAACAACAGGGCAGAAUCCUUUCUUAUGUAUUCCAAAUAAGUUGUGCACUCUUCUUAAUGUCCCUGGUUAGCUUUGCUCGCUGCAGAAGCAUCGCUCUUAUAAAUACUUGCUUUAAUUGUUCCGUUAACAUCUGUUGUUCUCAAACUUCCUUUCAAUUUUGGCAAAUGUCUUACGUGGUGAAAUGAGACCGUGUCUGAUAUUGCACAACUUGAUUGUAUCACAUGAAGGUACGAUUGCUGUUUCAUUUUGUAGAUUCCCCAUGAGCAAGAGAGGCUUCACCAUCAAAUUUCAGACUUAUGAAGAAUCUACUGGAUGUUUACAAAUACUUUUUUUCUUACUCUGACCUGUUUUAGGCUUGAUUUGUGCGCUUCUUUGUUCAACUUGUGAAGCCCUCAUCAUUCAUCUCAGCGUUAGUACGCCUGAUAAGUAUUUUGUAAGCCACCUCUCAUCACAUUUGCUAACACUAUGCUACCAAGGAUAUGUGGGUUGUUUGAGAGUUUUCCUAAAAACAUUACACUCAUAAAGUGAAAGGAUUACUGUAUUGAGCUAGCAGUAUUCAUAGUCUGGGAGGUCAUGUACACAGAAAGAAUUAUUACAUUUAUUUUCUUAAAGAUAAGAUAAGAGGUUCUUUUAAAAUCCUAAUGAAAAACACCACAGGAACAAAUUUGUUUAUUUCCUAGAAAAGCAGUGUUUGCUCAAAAUAUUCUCUAUUAACAUUUGAAUGCUGGUGAUUGGUUUGAGUUAAAAUAAUUGGACAUGAGUUUGCUGUUUCAUGAGAUGGCUCUCAGAAAUGUGUUCACCAUCCGGAUACACAAGGUGUCAGAUUUUUGAAUGAUUUUGCAUUUGAUCUGUAUAUUGCCUUCUUAUUUAAGUGCAUUUAUUGUAUCAUAUCCACCCCGUAUCCAUGAAAAGUAUUGAUCAUUCCCCUGACCCCUAAAAAUAAACCAAGGACUCUUUUAUCUCUGUUUUGGGAUGAGACAAGACACCACACUGUGGCUGGUUUAGGUACUGCAGUACACUCAAGUUCACUCCUUGACUCCUCUCAGUGGUUUCUUAUGGAAACUGCACUAAGGAAACGCUCUUCUCGCAUAGAUUUUUCUUCGUGAAUUAAACGCAGCUGUUAUUC